AUGGCGCCCAUGGAGGCUCUUCUGCUUAUCAUCAGCAUGCUGCAUUUGAGAACCAUCAGCAGCAGUGAUCUCUCAAGCGUCAGCUUGGAGGAACUGCAGCACUUUAAGCAGUGUGUCCGCGGAUCACAGCGACCCAAGCUAAAGGAGUGUCUCGGUCGAUCUGCGCUGAAUUUCAUACAACGCUUUGAGGAGCGCGAAAAUGUCAGCUUUGUGGAUGACAUUGUGGCAGUCAAAAGCGACACAGCUGCGAGUCGAUCAUUGGUCAAUGUGCUGGAUACAGAUCCCGUGGAUUUCCGUGGCAUACUGGAGAAUGCCGGCGCUGUGAUGGGACAGCGCAGCUUGGAAUGGCACAUGGACGCCAUUUAUCCGGGUCUGAUGUUCAAAAUUGGACCCACAGCAGAUGCAAAUAGUGUGGCAGAGUUUGUGCUCGACAGUGGGGCACACGAUGAGCGACAAUUUGGAUACGACGAUGGCAGCACAGGUCGAGUGUUGGCCAAACAAUAUCUGCUGCCCGUUCUGCUGGGAUUGAAGUUCAAUUUGGUGGCACUGGUGCCGCUGCUCUUUGCUGGCAUUUGUCUGCUGCUCAAGAAGUCGCUAUUCCUGGUCAAGCUAGCAAUCUACGUGAGCAGCUUUUUGGGAUUUGGCGGCGUGCUGGGAUCUCUGGGCGGACUCGGUGGUCUGGGCGGUGGAUUCGGUGGAUUUGGUGGCAUUGGAGGCGCAAACAUUGGCGCCUUUGGCGGACAUCGACCAAUUGGUCACUUCCCAGGCAAGACCUCUGUAUAUGGCCAUGGUGAUGAGCUGCAUCAUCAGUACAAUGUCCACGAGCCACAGCCGUACAAGCGCAGCGAUCGCAAGGUGCGCUUCGAGCAGCCGCGGGAAGAAGCCUCCUCUCCAGCCGCCCAAAAGCGGCCCACUGAGGAUCGAUUCUAUGACUAUGAAAAGCAGUCAGUCGGCAGUCGGCAAACCAAUAAUCUGAAAUCUGACAGUCUGGUGCGCAACUUUCAAGACACAACUGCCAGCAAUGGCUGGCAGCUGGUAGAUGUAAGAUCUCUGUAAAAACUAUGAAAA
Drosophila innubila is the source of this 1068-nucleotide messenger RNA. RefSeq lists its product as uncharacterized. The record is from RefSeq and is a predicted model, not a curated record. Lineage: Eukaryota; Metazoa; Arthropoda; Insecta; Diptera; Drosophilidae. The transcript is spliced from 2 exons. The coding region runs from base 1 to 1056 and encodes 351 amino acids.